AUGAGAACCGAACUUUAUUACGUGUCUUUUCGGACUAAUAAGCCCGUCUUCUUCGGGCUAACCUGCGCCGCGAGGAGACACCUCCCGGCCUCCGUGAACCUCCCCAGGCCGGAGUAGUAGUCCGCCAGGAAGCACGCGUUGCGGCUCCACUCUCCCGGGUCGAAAGAAACCUUCAUCCCAUCGCCGCGCUGGGAGGCGUCUAACUGUCUCUGUAGGGUGAGCGCGCAGUACUUAGCCGAUUGCUCCACGUCUCGCACCCCG
Molecule: messenger RNA, 261 nt
Organism: Ectocarpus sp. CCAP 1310/34
Lineage: Eukaryota; Phaeophyceae; Ectocarpales; Ectocarpaceae
Source: the annotation of a GenBank genome assembly